Phalaenopsis equestris is the source of this 1078-nucleotide messenger RNA. Its product is annotated as ribonuclease 1-like. Gene Ontology annotation, cellular component: extracellular region. The record is from RefSeq and is a predicted model, not a curated record. Gene Ontology annotation, molecular function: ribonuclease T2 activity; RNA binding. The coding region runs from base 296 to 1003 and encodes 235 amino acids. NCBI's taxonomy places the organism in Eukaryota, Viridiplantae, Streptophyta, Magnoliopsida, Asparagales, Orchidaceae. Gene Ontology annotation, biological process: RNA catabolic process. The transcript is spliced from 4 exons.
GCAUCAUUGUCAAGCACCGUUAGACUUAAAAUACUCGCAUCCUUCCAAGCUCAACAACGUAUUCCCAGCGGCAACAACAACGGCGUGUAGUUGCCGUUGUUCGUUUCUCCCCCACGUCGUCCUGUCUUUCCUUCAACUUCAAUCUCAGAACCAGAUUCAACUCCAACAAGAUUUUACAGCCUCAGAUUACUACUCCAUAGCAGAGCACUUAAAAGCUUCUGCACUGUAAUUAAUGGCGUUGAAUGUAAAAUUCCCCAACGUAUUUGGCUAUAAAUAGAGGGUUUAGUUACUUGAAAUGCAGAUUCAUUGUAGCAAAUUAAGCAUUAUGAAAUUCAUUCUGCUUGUCUUCUUCUUAGCUCUGCCUUCCUUUUGUUCUGCUUUGGAAGCUCAAGGUUUUGAUUUCUUCUACCUUGUUCUGGAGUGGCCAGGAUCAUUCUGUGGUGCCACGCAGAGCUGCUGCUACCCUAAUUCUGGCAAGCCAGCUUCAGACUUUCUAAUCCAUGGACUUUGGCCUAAUAACAAGGAUGGGUCUUAUCCUUCCAAUUGUGACCCCAACACUCCAUUUGAUUCAUCACAGAUAAGUGAUUUGAGCAGCAGCAUGGCAACAGAGUGGCCAUCACUGGCUUGUCCAAGCAACAACGGGGAGUCAUUCUGGGCUCAUGAAUGGGCAAAGCACGGCACUUGUGCUGAAUCUGUUCUUAAUGAGCAUGAUUACUUCCAUGCUGCACUUAGUCUGAAGGACAAGGCAAAUGGCAUUCUACAAAUGCUGAGCAGCUCCGGCAUUGAACCCAAUGAUAAUUCGUACAGCGUAAACAGCAUAAUAGAAGCGAUAAAUGGAGGAAUUGGAUAUGCGGCGGGCAUCGAAUGCAACCAAGAUGAAUCCGGGAGCAGCCAGUUGUACCAGGUCUAUCUGUGUGCAGACACAUCUGCCUCCAGUUUUAUUAACUGCCCAGUGUUUCCCAAAGGGGGCUGCUCCGGCGAAAUUAAAUUUCCAUCUUUCUGAGGGAUUAAUAUCGUAUUAGUGUAUGUUACCCUCAUCAUCUCAUGUAUUUGUUGUUGAUAAAUAAAGUUUUAUGAU